Harpia harpyja (harpy eagle) is the source of this 1337-nucleotide messenger RNA. It is a transcript of the gene TXNDC5, whose product is annotated as thioredoxin domain containing 5. Gene Ontology annotation, cellular component: endoplasmic reticulum. Lineage: Eukaryota; Metazoa; Chordata; Aves; Accipitriformes; Accipitridae. The transcript is spliced from 10 exons. The record is from RefSeq and is a predicted model, not a curated record. The coding region runs from base 66 to 1316 and encodes 416 amino acids. Gene Ontology annotation, biological process: protein folding. Gene Ontology annotation, molecular function: protein disulfide isomerase activity.
GGAGGCGGCGGCAGCAGCAGCAGCAGCCGCCCGGGGCUUCGGCCGCUCGCUCUCUCGGCGCUGCCAUGGCUGCGCUCCGCUCCGGCCCGGCCUGGUGGCGCCUCUUCUCCUUGGCCGUGCUCGGCCCCGUCCUCUGCGGCCGGCCGGGGCGGGCUGAGCCGGAGCCGGGCCCGGACGCCGGCUCGGCGGAGGCGGACCCGCACGGGCGGCACCUCUACAGCGCCGAGAUGCUGCGGCACGGCGCCGCCGCCGCCCCCCACUUCGUCAUGUUCUUCGCCCCGUGGUGUGGACAUUGUCAGCGUCUCCAGCCAACUUGGAAUGAUUUGGGAGAUAAAUACAACAACAUGGAAAACCCACAGGUCUAUGUCGUUAAAGUGGAUUGUACUACAGAUACUCCACUGUGCUCUGAAUUUGGCGUCCGAGGAUACCCUACCCUAAAGCUGCUUAAACCAGGACAAGAACCUCUGAAAUACCAAGGCCCUAGGGACUUCCAAGCCCUGGAAAACUGGAUGUUGGAGAAACUAAAUGAGGAACCACCUGAUCCAGAAUCUGAUGUGGAACCACCAAAAACCCCUGAACCUAAGCAGGGAAUGUAUGAACUCUCAGCAGACAAUUUCAAGAUGCACAUAGCAGAAGGUAAUCACUUUAUCAAAUUCUUUGCCCCUUGGUGUGGUCAUUGCAAGGCUUUGGCCCCAACCUGGGAACAGCUGGCUCAAGCCUUUGAGGAUUCGGAAACUGUCAAGAUUGGCAAGGUCGACUGUACCCAGCAUUACGAAGUCUGCUCUGAAACCCAAGUUCGUGGCUAUCCCACACUCCUCUGGUUUAGGAAUGGUGAAAAGGGUGACCAGUACAAAGGGAAGAGGGACUUUGAUUCCUUAAAGGAAUACGUGGAUUCCCAACUACAGAGCUCUGGGAAAGAGCCACCAUCAGAUAAACCUGCCGAAGCCCCACAGCCACCCACAGAACCCACCGGUGUUGAGGCUGCAGUGCUCGCUCUCUCUGAAAAAGACUUUGAUGCAACCAUUGCUAGGGGGAUCACCUUUAUUAAAUUCUAUGCUCCAUGGUGUGGUCACUGUAAGAACUUGGCUCCAACUUGGGAGAACCUUGCCAAAGAGCAAUUUCCAGGUUUGACUGAUGUCAAAAUAGCAGAAGUAGACUGCACUGUGGAACGUAACGUCUGCAACAGAUUUUCUGUACGUGGUUAUCCUACACUUCUGCUUUUCCGAGGUGGAAAGAAAGUCAGCGAACACAAUGGAACGAGAGACCUUGAAUCACUGCAUAGCUUUGUCUUGCGUCAGGCAAGGGAUGAAUUGUAAUAAAAGUCUGGAUGCUCCGUC